CAGGCAGGUGGUUUUCCAAAGAUGGCGGACUAAGUGAUGUUACAGAUCAGAUGAUUUUUUAAUAUUAUAAACAAUGCUUUCGCUGUGGCAUGCGCAGCUUUUAGAGGUGAUAGUGAAGAUGUGACUGCUCUAUAACCAUGAGGGUGUUCAGAUGUAGGCGGUCAGUGAGCCGUAAACUGGUGGUCAGUCUGGUCAUCUUGGCUGUUGUCACGCUGGCCGUGGUCAAAAUACGGAGCAUUCUGAAGAAGAUGCUCUGUUCUGAAGAGGAAUCCAGGCUCAUGAUAAAAGAACUGUGCAAGCUUUAUAAAACCCAGAAUGCAGCAGGAAACAUCUGCCCAGACUUAUGUGAGACUUACACACUGAAAUAUGUCAGCUGCACAAACUAUAGGGAGGGGAAGAAGAUUCUCAUUAUGAACUGGAAAGGGAAAAAGGCAGUCCUUAAAAGUAAAUAUGCCUUUAAACAUGACUAUGAUGGCCUCUUGUUUGGUGAGGAUGUUAACAAGGACCUGGAUCUUCCUGUCAGCGAGUUUCUCAAGAUGGCCCAGGAGAGCAUCGUGUACAACAUUGGUCACAAAAUGGAAAGAAACCUGCAAAUGCUGACAGAUGUUUGGUCUUUAGAUUUUAAAGAUUACAUCAACGUGCCAAAAUCAUCUCACCGCCAUCCAAAGAAAACUGCAAUGGAGGAUCUGUGGGCUCUAAUCCAACAACAAGAGUACCUCUUCAUGAAAAUUUUCCAGGACAAAUCGAAACACAUUCCACGCAUAUACGGCACAUGCGGCCAUGCCUACCUGAUGGAGCACACGCCCCCUGGUGAGUUUUUAGAUAAUGAUGUGCCAAGGGUGCCUAUGGCUAAGAAAGAAACUUGGAAAAAGAGGGCAAAAAUAGCUCUUGGUCUUCUUGAUCUCUUGCAGUCAUUCCAGAAUGAUCUUCCAGAGGAGUUUAACAUGUGUGAUAUCAAAGGAGAAAAUUUUGGCCUUGCUGAAGAUGAGACCGUAAAAGCAAUUGAUGUUGAUAUGGCAUUUCUUGACUCCAAGCUUGGAAUGGAGCUGCUGUCGGUUGGGAACUGUACAGCACACAAAGACUGUGAUUUCUUUGACUGUAAAGGCUGGUGUGAUCUCUCUGAAGGCCAGUGCACAAGGAAUAGGAUUAAUAACAAUCUACAGGCUGUUUGCAAGGAUAUCUUCCUGAGUGGACUGGACAACAUAUGGCACGGCUUGCUCAGCUCUCCACCUCUGUCUAUAGAACAGGCCCUGCUGGAAGAAAUAGAGGAGUGUGCAAACCCUGGGAAUAUCCAACACCCUGACAUCAGAUACAAGGCAUCUGGUCAGUCUCUGCAGAAAAUAAGGACUUUAAUCAUGAAAACCCUUGGGUAGUCAGCAAUAUUUGUAAGUGCAAAUCUGGAACUGAUUCCAGGGUGCAAUGUAUUGACGAAGAUGGAGAUAGUGCCAGACUACUUAAUUUGAUAAAUUGGCAAAAAAAUCUUGUAGAGAAGUGUUUUAUAUUGAGAGAAUUGGUUAUUGUUUAUUAAAUGAUGAUCCAAGAACAGAACUGAAUAUUUGACAGCUUUUUGCUGCUUAGUUUUACAAAAUACCAAUGAGAACCGGCAGGUUCAAUCUGGAAGAAUUUUUUUUCAGGUUAAAAUAUGACAUGUGCUGUUCACAAGAUUUAAAUUGAGUGCCAUAUAACCUGUGGUUUAAAUUUGAAUUAAGGGAGUAAAGAUCAGAUAGGUGCUUAUAUGUAUUUUCAGUGAUUGCAGAAUUGCAUAAAAUGCUUCAAGAUUUUAAUUUUUUUUAAUGUGCAAUUACUCUAUGGACAUUUAUGUGCAAACUGAUGAACCUAAAAUUUGAAAUGUGAUUAAUGUUUGUAUAUUGUUUUUCUUAAGGGAAUAUAGACAUUGUGUAUAUAUGUGAAUAUACAAUUAGGCUAGACCUUAAAAACCUCUAUGCAACCCAAUUUUAUACCAGUAUUUGCCAGAUAUGCAAGUAGGACAGUAUUUUUAUUACUCUUUUACAUGUACAUAAUUUUAGAUGUUUUAAUCAUUCUGAAUUUUACCAAGUCAUUUAUGUGAAAUUCCCUAUAACCAAAUGAUGAAUUUGAGGAAAAUUUCCUGAAAGGUUGUUCUAUGUGAUUCAGCAGCCUACAUGUAGCUUCAUGUACCAGAAUUAUGCAACUUCCAUAUUUUAACAUUGUAACUGUACAUUUAUAUGAAUGCAGAAAUAAAUAAACCACGCUAAGUGUCUUUAAA
Molecule: messenger RNA, 2245 nt
Organism: Lingula anatina
Lineage: Eukaryota; Metazoa; Brachiopoda; Lingulata; Lingulida; Lingulidae
Product: divergent protein kinase domain 1C-like
Source: RefSeq, a predicted model, not a curated record